Molecule: messenger RNA, 981 nt
Organism: Ceratosolen solmsi marchali
Lineage: Eukaryota; Metazoa; Arthropoda; Insecta; Hymenoptera; Agaonidae
Product: beta-1,3-galactosyltransferase 5
Exons: 2
Coding region: 1-981 (326 amino acids)
Biological process (GO): protein O-linked glycosylation
Cellular component (GO): Golgi membrane
Molecular function (GO): hexosyltransferase activity
Source: RefSeq, a predicted model, not a curated record
AUGAGAAAGUGCAAUUAUUCAAUUCAAGAUUUGGAAAAUAACAGUAAAAACAUGAAAAUUGUUUGGAUAAUUACCUCUUUUGCUGGUAACAUUUAUAAAAGAAGGAUUUUAAGACAGGCUUACAGAGUAAAUGAAUUAAAAUUAUUAGGAAUAAAACGGAUUUUUUUACUUGGUGUAUUAGAUAAAAAAUUGCAAAGAAAAACUGGAAUAACACAGAUUGCAAUUGAGAAGGAAGCUGAAAGUUUUCAAGAUAUUGUACAGGGUAAUUUUAUUGAAGCAUAUAAAAAUUUAACUUAUAAACAUUUAAUGGGACUUAAAUGGGCUGUAGAUACAUGUGGUAAUAAUUAUUCUUAUAUUAUGAAAAUGGAUGAUGAUAUUAUUAUUAAUUUAUAUGAAACAAAAAUACUUUUACAAAAUAAAUCAAACUCAAAUAAAACUAAACAAUUGUUAAUGGGAUAUAUUUUAGAAAAUAUGUCUCCAAUAAGAAAUAAAUCCAGUAAAUGGUAUGUCAGUAAUGAAGAGUUCUCAGGGAAUGUCUACCCAACAUUUAUUUCUGGAUGGUUUUAUAUUGUUGAUAUGUUCACAGCAUUAAAGUUAAUCUAUCAAAGUAAAUAUUAUUCAAAAUAUUUUUGGAUAGAUGAUCUGUUUAUCACAGGUAUUUUAAGAGAAGAAGCUGGAAUUCAUAAUUUUGUUAAUAUUAAUAAUUAUUUUACAUUAGAUCAUAGGUUUUUAAAAUGUUGUAUGAAAGAAAAAAAAAAACAGUCUAAAUAUAAAUGUGAUUUUAUUGUUGGACCUGAUGGUGGUGAUAAUAGUUUAUUAUUGACAUUUCAGAAAUAUAGCAAAAAUUGUUAUCAAUAUAAUUGUAAAUCUCGUCCAAAAGAACAACUCCUUAAAGAUACAUGUAUCUUAGAUGAUGAGAAUUCUAAUCUGGAUAUAGGACUUGCUCAGAUUAAGAAAUUACCAUUAAAUACAUUAUUUUAA